GCCAUUUGUAAAAUUUGUCAAUACGUGGUACUUGUAGGAUCAACGGGUUUUAAGGGGGUUUAAGCUGUAAAGACGACUCUAACGGUAAACAUUGGAAGCUCAUCUUUUUGUAAGCAUAAGGUUACCCCUGUAGAGCACUGUCUUUAGGGUUAUGGGAUCAUCAAAUAUCAGAGAUUUGUUGACAUCAUUUAGUCCUUCUUUAGACUUCUUUGCCAUAAGCUCUGGAGAUGGUCGAAUUAAGAUCUGGGAAACUUUGAAGGGCCAGAUACAGACUGAAUUCUCAGACAUCACCUCAACUGAUGAGAUAAAUAUAUUAACCAGACAUGAAAGAGGGCACCUAUCAGUUGAUUAUACAUGCAUGAAGUGGUUAUCGUUGGACAGAAGGAGAAAAAGGAAACUUGGUUACUCAUUGUUAGUCUUAGGAACAGGUAGUGGUGAUAUUUUAGCACUGGAUGUCUCUGCUGGUCAAUUGAAAUGGAGAAUUAGCGACUGCCACCCUGGGGGUGUUAAUGCCAUUUCAUCUCCUACGAAUGGUUCCUGUAUUUAUACUGCAGGUGCUGAUGGCAUGUUAUGUGAAAUUGAUUCUCUAUCGGGAAACCUGUUGCAGAAGUUCAGAGCUUCUACAAAGGCAAUUUCCCGUAUAUCUGUUUCGUCAGAUGGGAAAAUAUUAGCAACUGCAUCUGCACAGUUGAAGAUUUUCAAUAGUUCUGAUCACAAAAAGAUGCAGAAGUUUUCUGGGCAUCCUGGAGCUGUUCGCUGUAUGAUUUUUUCUGAAGAUGGGAAGUACAUCCUCUCCUCUGCUGUUGGUGAAAGAUAUAUAGCAGUAUGGAGGAUUAGUGGUGGCAAAAAGCAGUCAGCAAGCUGUGUUCUUGCAAUGGAGCACCCUGCUGCAGUACUUGACAGCAGGUGCAUUGAUAAUGGGGAAGCCAGUGAUGCAGGUCUAUAUGUUUUGGCUAUUUCAGAAGUUGGGGUUUGUUAUCUUUGGUUUGGUCAGAACAUUGAGGAGCUACGCAGUAACAAGCCCACAAAAGUCUCAUUAUCUUUUGAGGACAUUCCAUCUAUAAAUCAUAAGGGUGCAUUACCUACAAUAUUUGCUGCAAAAUUGCAAGCCAUUACCAAACCUACGUCUGGGCAGGUCUUUGUUGCUUAUGGGUUGCCAGUAAAGCCAUCCUUUCAGAAGAUUUUAGUGCAUUCUGGCUCAGAUAUAAGGUUGAAUAUCUCCAAUGAUGGGGUUCUUCUACCAAUUAGUCAAUCUCGCAUCAAAUCUAAGAAAGGAUUAGAUUUUCAAAAUGGAGUUACUGCAUUAGACCGUGCAAAUGCGGAGGAUGCCUUACUUCCUAUUCCAAAGAUUUAUUCUCAUGAAAAAAAGAAAACAUAUACAAAUAUGAUUGUUGAGCCUGAUGAGGUAAAGGCUCAUUCAAGUGGCAGUAACAGUCGAGCCAAGCUUGUAGAUAGGGAAGAUGACAUGGAUGAAGUAGAAGUGGACACUGAAGCAUUUUGCAUGGAGGACAAGCUGAGAUCAUUAGGGAUACUUAGCAAUGGAGAUGACCUAACAUUAGACUGUACAGUUGAUUUUGCAACAUUCAAUGGUGUUAAUCUUGAAGCUGAAAUGCCACCGAAGAAGAUAAGGGCAUCUGUUCUAUCUAUGGACCCUAGUGAUGCAUACAAGUUACUGCGAGUGUUGGUGGCCAAGUGGCAAUCCAGGACAUGGAGUGGAAAGUAUGCCCUUCCAUGGAUAUAUCAUAUACUUUUGAACCACAGUCAUCAUGUAUUGUCUCAGGAACUGACAAGCCAGAUGCUCAACUCCUUGUACAAGAUUACUAAACCCAGAGGUGCUGCCAUUCAACCUUUAUUACAAUUAUCGGGUCGUUUGCAACUUGUGAUGGCACAGAUUGACAGGGCUUCGCAGAACAAAACUCGGAUUUCGGCAUAUGAUAGCCAAAUAAAUGAAAGUGAAGAUGAGGAUGAAGAAGUUGAUGAAAUUCUUUAUGGAGAAGAAGAUGAUGAAUCUGAAUUAAGCAGUGAUGACAAUAGCUAGGUGCAUUGUACCAUAUGAGGUAACUACUAUAUUAAGAACAAUGAGAUUUUAUUUUUCCUUUGUUCUAGAAGUCUAUAUAAUUAUUAGGAGGUAGACAGAUUGGAAGAGAUAAUUAUGUGAGCAUCCAUCAAUACGGUGAGCUUUGGUUGACAUUUUCAAGGCUUGGUAAGGUACUUGGAGUUUGAUCUUAAGGUUUUAGUCAUAUGCUUGGAGUAAAGGUCAUAAUCCUCAUGUAGGCAAGGCUGCUGAAAUCUAUGGAUGAGACAGUAAGGGUUUCCUUUCUACCAGUUUCAUGUUGAUCAAGACAGAGAGGCUUAACACAUGGUGCAGGAUGUACAUCAAUAAAUUGAUGGUACCAGGUUGUUUACCGAUGGUGCCAAAUUUAACCGACUUCAAACCUUUCUGUGGUCAGGCUGUUUCUCGCAGUCUUAUUGACUACAGCUUUGUUUCCUUCUAGUUUUACUCCUUGCUCAUGGGGAGGGAAUUCGGGUUAUGUCCAGACUUGUCCAUCAAGUGUUCUUUUUUCUUUUUUAAUUUUUGCCUGUAAUGUUGAAUGAGGCACAGUUUUGUAAUUGUUUUCAUUUAUAAAAGGCCAAGCAAUUUUGCAAGAAA
This is a messenger RNA of Juglans microcarpa x Juglans regia, 2650 nucleotides long. Its product is annotated as WD repeat-containing protein 43-like. Gene Ontology annotation, molecular function: protein binding. The transcript is spliced from 11 exons. Bases 152 to 2038 code for a protein of 628 amino acids. NCBI's taxonomy places the organism in Eukaryota, Viridiplantae, Streptophyta, Magnoliopsida, Fagales, Juglandaceae. The record is from RefSeq and is a predicted model, not a curated record.